UAAAUCAUCCUUCAGGCCGCCUGCUGGAGCAGAGCAGCACCGAGCAACGGCUUGGUCCACAGUGGAGAGAGAGACAACACCACUGAUGAACUUGAACGAUAUAGUUUGUCAACGAACUGGACCAACAGACUAAUUUGUCCCUGGUCUUCUCGACCGCCUUAAACACUCAAAAAAUUGGUUUCACUCUCCUCCAUAAAGGAUAAAAAAUCUGCUGUACUUCAACACCAAGAAUUUGAAGACAUCCACAACCAUGAAUCUCUGCACAAUGAAUCUCAACAGAUUAAUUUUUCUGCUGAUCCUUCAGGGGUUGGUGGUGGUGCUCUUCCAUGGAUGGUAUGUUCAUCACAAACCACCCGACACUCCUCCUUCCAGCGGUAAAGUUCAUGUUCUGGUGCUGUCAUCAUGGCGAUCGGGCUCAUCCUUCAUAGGUCAGGUAUUCAGUCAGCACCCGUCUGUCUUCUAUCUCAUGGAGCCUGCUUGGCAUGUGUGGUUCACAUCAAAGGAACCUACUGUGCGACUGCUUCGGAUGGCUGUGAGGGAUGUAAUACGGAGUAUAUUCCAGUGUGACUUCUCAGUAAUGGAUUCCUACCUGCCAGAACAACACAAUGUGUCCUCUUUGUUCAUGUGGAGUCACAGUCGAGCACUGUGUUCCCCGCCUGCCUGUCCCCUCACAUCACGCAACCAGAUGAGCAGUGAACCCCAGUGCUUCCAGAAAUGUGAUGCUCGAGGCCUGCAGAAGGUGGAAGAGGCCUGUGGCACGUACAGUCACGUGGUGUUAAAAGAAGUGCGAUUUUUUGAGCUGGAAUCCCUUUACCCUCUUUUGAAGGACCCAAACAUGGAUCUCCGCAUCAUCCAUCUGGUCCGAGACCCCCGGGCCGUGCUGAGGUCCAGAGAGGUGACAGCCCCAUCAUUUUAUAAAGAUAGCAGUAUUGUUUUGGGGCAGAGAAAGGUGCCAGCUGCUGGGGUGCAGUAUCAGGUCAUGCAGGAGAUCUGCCGCAGCCAUGUACGCAUUAAUGAGAGGGCUGUACUGAAGCCCCCUCCAUUUCUGAAAGGACGCUACAAACUAGUUCGCUAUGAGGAUGUGGCACGCAACCCACUUAAGGAGGUUCAUGACAUUUAUGAGUUUGUAGGUUUAGGGAUGACCCCACAACUGGAGGACUGGAUCUACACAGUCACACAUGGAAAUGGUAAAGGUUCUAGAAAAGAGGCUUUUCAAAUUACCUCUCGAAAUGCUACAAACGUCUCCCAGGCUUGGCGCACCAUGCUGCCUUACAGCAAGGUCAAACGUGUUCAGGAAGUGUGUAAAGGAGCCAUGUCACUGCUGGGCUACAAGACAGUUAAUGGCGAAAAACAGCAGAAGAGACUUGACAUUGAUCUGCUGGUUCCUCAAGAACCAUAUCAGUUCAGCUGGGUAUCAACAAAAAAAGAGCAUAAAAGUAAAAGAUAAAAGAUAGACAACAACUUACCAGCAACUGACUACAGAGGACUGAAUUCUGUACCUGAUCCUGCGGGUGUCACAGACUGAAGUCUUUGUAAACAAUGACAAUGUUCAAUGUAAAAGUAUUGAUCUGUGAGGACGAUUAAACAUGUUACAUAAUAAGUAAGGGGACAAUAUUCAAAUGAAAAGUGAGAGCUCUGUAGUACUGUCAGACAGUACAGUUUGUGUUUUCAUACCAUAAUCAAAAAGUAGAAAAAAUCUGAUACCAAGCACAGUUUUCCUAACAUGACUGCAGGUUCCCUGCAGACACUUUAUAAAUAGAUGAUCAAGUUUACAGAAAAUAUUCUACCAUUAGAGCACUUUCAAUAAGAUUUUAAGAUCAAUUUAAAAUAUCUGUAAACUGGCUUCAGUCUAAAUCUGCACACAAAAUCCUACGAGAGACACAAGAAUGUUUACAGAUAAUUACUAAGUUGGGAGAGCUCAUCAGAGAUGAUCUGUAUCGUGUGUGUGUGUGUGUGUGUGUGUGUGUGUGUGUGUGUGUGUGUGUGUGUGUGUGUGUGUGUGUCUUUCUUCAGUGACUUUUCAUUGAAUUUCUGCUCAGUUUAGUUUAGCUUACGUUGCGUUUUGCUGCUCGUUUUGCACUUUGCAGACUUUCUGGUAGCUGGGACGCAUGUACAAUUUUUUAAGCUGUGUUGAGACCUCUUUUGACUCCACAGUAUUUAAGCUGGGCAUCGGGCCAGUGGCUCCUGAAGGUCUGAUGAUUCUCCUACAAGGCAGGAGCUUCACAGUGAGAAGGAUCCCGGGUUCGACUCCCUGGUCCGGCAGGAUCUUUCUGUGUGGAGUUGCAUGUUCUCCCCGUGCUUGCGUGGGUUUCCUCCGGGUACUCCGGCCUCCUCCCACAGUCCAAAAACAUGCGUAGCCUACUAGCUUAAAGUUAGUGUGAGUGUGAGUGUGUCAGGUUGUCUGUUUAUCCAUGUGGCCCUGCCAUGGACUGGUGAUCUGUCCAGGGUGAACCCUGUAAUGAGCUGGGAUAGACUCCAGCAGACCCUCAUGACCCUGCAAAGGAUAAACGGGUUUAGAAAAUGGAUGGAUGGAUGUUGUGCCUCUUGUUCUGGGAUGGUCAGGAAACACAUUUACAUUGUUAGCAUCCAAAUAAUUGGACCCCCUACCCUUUCUGCAGCAGCUCCUUUGAGUUUAUUUCCUGCCACCUUGAGUACUUUUCUGUCCAUUAGUACUCAAUAAGUUUUUAUGUAAAUACUUUAGCAUGGUGACUAAACUAGAGAAGGAAACAGAGUUUGACAUAUACUACAUAUACUACUUUAUUUUCUUGAUAAAUAAAGAAGCAAUGGACUGCUUAAUUCUGUACUGAUCAUGUUUUUUUAGAGUGAAAUAAUUAAAAUAUGAAUUAUAAUUCUCUUUAAAUUUUAUAUUUGAUUCUCACAUAACGUAUUAUCCACAGACCACAGUUCAUUUACACACUUAAAUAAACACUUCAGGGGAAAAUAUGCAAUCCUGCAGUUUCAAAAGAAACAGAUAAGAGGAAUUAACAUGAGGAACUACAAACAGAAAUUAGCUAUAUAAAACAGUCUGACCUCAUCUAUCCCUGCAUUCAACGGCGAGCUAUCGCAGCUUCCUAAUCUGUCCCGUCAUACACCGUUUCCCAUAAAACUGUCACAAUAAAAGUUGUAUUCCAACUUUAUGGGCAACCGUGUUCACUUCACGUUUUCAUGAUUCACUACAUUUGAGUGGGAGACUGCAGAAUACUGAAGGGUUAGCAGGACAUGAAUAAUCUCACAUUAGGAUGCUGCAGAAUGGGGUUAAUGCCUUUUUACAAAUAAUUUUCAUGGUUGAGAACAUGUUGCGUAGUGUGUAUGGUGUAUGUGUAAUCAGAAGAGAAAGCGCUGUAGAGCGAGAAUGAAAGAGAAACACAGGAAAUAGAGGGUGAAGUGCUUUGUAGACACUACAAAGCAGUGAGGUGCUACAUGCUGUCAUGGUUAAUUCAAUUGUCUUUUAAGACCCAUCCUCACCAAUAAAAACUAGAACAAUAGUAAGCUUCAGACACCUCAGCAGUGGCAGGUGUCUUAAUUAGAUGUCUGUUUAAUUGACCAUAGCUUGAACUGAAAACUCCAUUUAGGGAGGUGUGUUUGUACAAUAUCGAGUGGUUUGACACAGAAGAGGGAGUCAGAAAUAUCAAAUGACAUUAAUGAAGUAUGUAAUUUCUAUGAAGGAUAUGUAGAUUAAGAAAGAAAUCAGUUUUGGAGCUGUCCAUCUUUCAGCACAGAAUUUGAUCCUGGAUGUAUGCUGAUUGGCUGUCAGUUUUUCAAUCAUCCAUUGAGUCUUUCCAAAAGGGAUCCCACUGAUGUUGUUUGCCACCUUUGUUGUUUUCAUACUCUCAACUCCACCAUCAAGCAUCAAGUAUUGAGUUAUUAACAUGAAGUUUAAACUGCUUUUAUUAGAAUGUCUCCCUUCCUUUACUGUGAAAAAUCUAAGACACACAGCUGUAAUUUUUAAAUAUUGUCAGAGCUUUUUUUUAAUUUGUGGGAAGAAUUGGUAAAAAAACUACAUGGUACUUAUUAUAGCAAUAAAUAAGCAUUCAUAUAUAUUCUUUUUCUGUCUAAACUGGCAUUGCUGGGUUUCUCUUGAGACGUUAUUGCCAUUUGGGCGCCACCUCCUGGCUGUGUCUUUCUCAAACAAUUUAAUUUAUAGUAGAAUUAUCUGUCUUCAUACCGAAGUUGAUGAAGCAACAUUUGUUGGAAAAGGGACUGAAUUGAUUCUUUUAGUUUUGUAUCCCAUCAUGAUUAAAUUAUUAAAAUAAACCUGAUUACUUUCUGUCAUUUUGUGGGCUACAAACAUGAACAUGGUUGGAUCUGAAUCAACAUCACCAAAGCAGCAUAUCUGCUGACACAUCCUGAGCUGU
Molecule: messenger RNA, 4355 nt
Organism: Cololabis saira (Pacific saury)
Lineage: Eukaryota; Metazoa; Chordata; Actinopteri; Beloniformes; Belonidae
Product: carbohydrate sulfotransferase 5-like
Exons: 3
Coding region: 251-1447 (398 amino acids)
Biological process (GO): carbohydrate metabolic process; sulfur compound metabolic process; N-acetylglucosamine metabolic process
Cellular component (GO): Golgi membrane
Molecular function (GO): N-acetylglucosamine 6-O-sulfotransferase activity
Source: RefSeq, a predicted model, not a curated record